Messenger RNA from Ambispora gerdemannii, 1725 nucleotides. NCBI's taxonomy places the organism in Eukaryota, Fungi, Glomeromycota, Glomeromycetes, Archaeosporales, Ambisporaceae. The record is from the annotation of a GenBank genome assembly.
AUGAAAUUUUCACAUACAAUUUCCUUAUUCUCGCUAAUAUUUAUUAAUAUUUUUAUUAUCAAAGUCGAUGCUUUAUGGCCUAUUCCAAAAAAAUGGUCGAAAGGAAUAUCAACCUUAAAAAUUCAUCCUAGUAUAAAAAUCAACUUCAACAAUCGUUUUUCGGACCCAUUCAUCCAACAGACGAUCCACGCGGCAACUCAACGCCUUCAAGAUUUUCUGACAAACGAGAAAUUUUCACCGCCAAAUAAAAAUAAUCUUCCGCCAAUCGAUUUAACUUUCAAGAUACUAGAAUCACUGAAUAUCGAAUUGCAUACGGAAAAUGUUGAGUUGUCUUUAGAUACUGACGAGUCGUAUGACAUAUGGAUUCCCAAUGCCUCGCCAUUAUUGAUGACUUUGAAAGCACACUUACGAGCGAAAUCUGUGUAUGGUGUAUUGCAUGGACUGACUACAUUCUCGCAAUUGAUUUAUGCAGAUAGUGGAAAUGAUGAAAUGUUGAUUAUGCCAUUCGCGCCGCAUCGCAUCUUUGAUUCCCCGAAAUACCGACAUCGCGGUCUAAUGUUGGAUACCUCGAGGAAUUAUUAUCCGGUUGAGGAUAUUUUGCGCACGUUGGAUGCAAUGAGUUGGACCAAGUUAAAUGUAUUUCAUUGGCAUAUAGUGGAUCAACACAGUUGGCCGGUAGCCAGUGAAGUUUUCCCAGAGUUGAGUGAGAAAGGUUCAUAUGAUCCAAAGAACAUGAUUUAUACUAAGCGGGAUAUCGAAACUAUUGUUCAUUAUGCAAAACAGAGAGGAAUUCGAAUAAUUCCUGAAUUCGAUAUGCCUGGUCAUACUGCUGCAAUCGCUUUAAGUCAUCCUGAAAUCCCAAUUGGAACAAUGCAAUAUGCUUACGAGCCACCAAGCGGUCAAUUCGACCCAACCGCCAACGCAACCUAUGCAUUCAUUGAUAAACUAAUCACCGAAAUGGCGUCCUGGUUUCCGGACAAAUACUUUCACGGAGGUGGUGAUGAAGUAAAUCUACGAUGCUGGUACGACGCGCAUAAAGUCCAAGAAUAUAUAUCACUUACUCCGAAUACCACCAAUAAGACCAAUAUCGAUGAUGAUGAUUCCGAGAUAAUAAGCGAAACGAUGGAACCUCUUGUUCACAAAUUUGUCACUAAACAACACGAAAUUAUUAGAAAUCAAGGAAAAAUUCCAAUGGCAUGGCAAGAGCUAAUUGUUAAUCAGCGCUUGAAUCUCGGCAAAGAUACAAUUGUUCAAGUUUGGAAUGGGGAUGAUAAUGUAAAGCGUGUUGUUCGUGCUGGGUAUAAGGUUGUUUCGGGGCCGGCUGGGUUUUGGUAUCUUGAUUGUGGUCAUGGAAAUUGGUUGGGUAAUUAUGUCGAAGGAAAUAGUUGGUGUGGCCAUUUCAAAACUUGGCAAUGGAUGUAUUCUUAUAAUCCUCGGAAUGGGCUCAGUGACAAGGAAGCAGAAUUAGUUAUCGGAGGAGAGGUAUUACUCUGGAGUGAACAAGCAGAUGCUACAAAUUUUGAAACAACAUUAUGGCCACGCACUGCAGUUACCGCCGAAAUUCUCUGGUCUGGGAACUAUGAUAGUACUGGUAUGACGCGAAAUGUCAGGGAAGCAUUGCCGAGGUUGACUGAGUUUAGGUUUAGAUUGGUUGGGAGAGGUAUUCGUGCAGAACCGCUGCAGCCGUUAUGGUGUGCACGAACUGGAACUUGUGAUCGUCCAUAA